GCGGGGGCUUUCCUAUGAGAUAACUUUCACAUUUUAGUGAGAUCUCAUUGGUCUGUUGCUCAACUUAAGCUGUUUUUUAUUUUCAGCUGAACAGCUUAGUGUGUUUAAUUGAGAUCAGCACCCAGUGAGAUCCCAGAGAGCCCCAGUCUCGGCAGGUGUGCGCCCCAAGAGCAAGCUAUGGCAGAAGAGACCCAGAACUUGGUGCCGGAGCAUGUUCCCGAAGAAAGUGUGGUCGAUGUCGGAAACAGACAGCCACGGAUGUCCUGUAACAAAGGGAGCCUGGUGACAGCUCUAACGGUGCUUGUAGCCGUGCUUGUUGCCGGACAAGCCGUUAUGGCCUAUUUCAUCACCCAGCAGAAUUCCAAGAUUCAGAAACUUGACCAAACCACCAAACACUUGCAGCUGAAAGAUAUGAUGAAGAAUCUUCCAGGAUCGCCUCCUGCCCAAAUUAAAUCAAAGAUGAGAACCUUCAAUAUCCCCAUGGCGUUAAAACUAUAUGAUGGCUCAGAAACAAAUAUGAAUGAACUGGAGCAUCUGGCUCAGAUCGAUAACAAAGUGGAAGAUGCUGCAAAAUACAUGUUGCUGAGAGGAAACCCUCUAAGGAAGUACACUUUACCAAAUGGCACUAUCCUGGAAAACCUGAGAGAGCUGAAGAAGUCCUUGACUGACCAGGAAUGGAUGAACUUUGAUGCAUGGAUGCAUCAGUGGUAUCUCUUCUUCUUGGUGCAAAACACUGGAAAGGCAGCUGAACCCCUCCCACCGCAAAAGAAUAUUGCAGUCACAGGUGCCCCCCUGAUGACUGAGUGUCAGACAUUAUCAAGGAUCCCCACCCUGACUGGCGCUUAUAAGCCUCAGUGUGAGCAAAAUGGUGACUUUAAGCCGAGGCAAUGCUGGCCAAGCACUGGCUACUGCUGGUGUGUUUACCGUAAUGGAACUGAGGUCCCUGACUCCAGAACCCGGUGGUCAAGACCUGCCUGCAGUGAUGUCAUGGAGCCAGAAGAACCAAUUUUUCUGGGAUCAACACCCAGCGAUGACUUUAAUCCCAUUGAUUAAAGCAUCGGAUCAGCACGUAACCUCCUCUGCAGUAUCUACCCUGAUUCAUACAAGCAGCACAAGAGGAUUCCUAUUAAUCUGACUUUAUGUUGUUACUAAUUGCUAUGGCAUUCUGGCCUCAGGUUUCUCAAUAGGCUUAAGGUAGUGUUUAGUACUUUGUUUGUUUUUAUGAAUUACAGUGUGUGUUACAGCAGCAUGUUAAAGGAAUAAUAAGUGGUAUGGUUACACAGAUCAGUCCCACUGUGAUUGUAGCUGCACAUGAUUGAAAGGAAGUAUCUACCAGGAGGCUGACUAACUAGUACUUCUGAAAAGUGGCUUGUCUAUGUCUCUAUACCAUGGACAAAUCCUCCACGUCUUGCCACUACUAACAAAUCUAGUAGUUUCUGUAUGGUUAAGGAGGUCUCAGUAAGGUACGGUCUGGGGAAUGUGAUAACAUUAACAUGAUUUGACAAUUCAAAUGGGCACUGAUAAAAUCGUUGUUCAUUCAUUUAUCGCUAAUUGUGUUUUGAUAGAAAUAUGGCUGCCAUUUUUAUUUUUUUUUUAACUUUUUCUCUGCUGUUAAUUGCGGCUUCUGUCAGACUUACAGGUUCUGUAUAACGUGCACAUACCUUAUUCCAUGCCUAAUAAAAUGAGCAGUUACAUCUUUGCAUGCCUAUUCUUAAUGUCAGAGAAAAUGACCUUGUGUGCUGCUGCCCAUGUACCCCAAAGGCCAACAAGGUGGGGUUCCUUUUAAAUAUUCCUUGUGGUUUGAGAAAUAUAUUGCUAUAUGAUCCCUAUUUACAGCAGUCUGCUUCAUUCUUCUGUGCCCCAUUCAUAUAUUGUAAUUCCUUAAAAAUUAAUUACUAAAAAAUAUAAGUUAUGUCUCGUUAUUUCAAAAAAAGUUGGACAAAGAACUAGCCCCAGACUCACAAGUACAAUCAUUAGAGCCUGGACAAGUAUUAUUUGCAUCUGAGGCAAUACAGGUAUCACUUAUCCGGAAAUCACCAAAUUACGAAAAGGCUGAGCAUUUUGGAUAACAGGUCCCAUACCUAUAUUGGCAUAUGGCCCUCCCUAAAGUGGAUAGUGGAAAAAUAGGAGACAGUAGUCAGUGUGCAAUAGCAAGCCACAAUAUACACAACCUGUCAUAAAGGUACCUGAUUUUGCUUCCAGAGAAUGGGAAAUAUUUGCUAUUCAGAUUCUAAAAUUGUGUCUUGAAGACUGCGAGCAGAUACUGGGAGCUGAUCUGUGGAUCAGACCAUGUCUGUUUGGACACCCCCCCCGUGUAUUUUGAAAUAAAAUGGACUCGAUUAAACACAUCAAAUGUUGAAACUGAGAAGGGUUGUUUUCUAAGAAACAUACGCUCAUUUUGAAUUUGAUGCCAGCAACAGGUUUAAAGGGGACCCUGUCACCCUAAGAAAUAAUUCCAAAUUCUUUUUUGUUGUUUUUGUCAAGAAAAAUAAACUUCACUUACGCUAUAG
Messenger RNA from Xenopus tropicalis (tropical clawed frog), 2510 nucleotides. It is a transcript of the gene cd74, whose product is annotated as CD74 molecule. Lineage: Eukaryota; Metazoa; Chordata; Amphibia; Anura; Pipidae. Gene Ontology annotation, biological process: immune response; protein trimerization; antigen processing and presentation. The transcript has 9 exons. Gene Ontology annotation, cellular component: membrane; extracellular region. The coding region runs from base 178 to 1053 and encodes 291 amino acids. Gene Ontology annotation, molecular function: MHC class II protein binding; macrophage migration inhibitory factor binding. The record is from RefSeq and is marked validated.